Molecule: messenger RNA, 1189 nt
Organism: Effrenium voratum
Lineage: Eukaryota; Dinophyceae; Suessiales; Symbiodiniaceae
Source: the annotation of a GenBank genome assembly
CUCAAGAUCUUCCUCUCCAAAUGCCCUUUGCGUCUUUUGGGUUAGAUCCAUGUAAAGGAUUUUGACCAGCUCGACACUCAGCACGUGAUAUCACGAAACCAUGGCAACCGCCGUCAAGCUGGGCUUGCUGGGGCUUGGUGCGGCUGACAAACAGUGCCGGAAUCUGCUGUUCGAGCAGCACUGGUUCAAUGCUGACAGCUCGCGGUCCUUGCGGGAGUUUCCAGAAGUCACCAGCGACCUGCGGCUUUGUGUGGCCUUCAACGGGCAGAAGAACUGCUGCCAAACGGGCCUGGAACAUGAGCAGGCGCUGCACUUUGCUUACUGGCGCCAAAUUUUGCUGGGGAAGAUCGUGCGGGUGAGGCAAGCCAAGAUGGCCACCUUGGAGGUGAAGGAUGAUCCCGCCUUUCAGGAGAGGGAAACCGACCGGGACCAGUUUUUCAGCGCGGUGCAGAAGUACAAGGAGGUGCUGGAGCCCAGCGUCCACGGACGCUGCUUCUCCGCUCUGUUGGUCUACGCGGCGGGGAUGAUCUGCUUCUCCUGCGACGCCCAGUGGCGCCAAAGUGUGCACCGUCCCGAGACAGGCUCUCAGACAAGUCAAAACCCUCUUGGUCGAGGUGCCGUGCCCAGCUCGAGCGCCUCGGUGCUCCGCGUGCGGAUCCCAGCUGGGGACUGUGUCGAGCUGUGGGCGGAGUGCAGCGCGCUGGGGCAGAAGUCCAGGGCUUUGCGGGAGGCCAUCCUGGACUCGCGCUUGGCCAUGCGGUCCCGGCUGCCGGUGGAGUACCUGGAGAUGUUCGAGGACCAGCAAGCGCUCUGCGACUGGGCCCACGACGUCAUCGCCAUGCACCCCUUCACCAGCCCCAACGAGGUGGAGAAGGAGGCCACCCCCCCGGUAUCGAUGCGACGUCUUCAGACAGAGACGACUUUGCACGAAUCGCUUGAACGCGAUAACCUCAGCUUCAUCCGCGAGUACGACGUCAUGAACCAGGGCAGAGCCUCUCGCUUCGACACCUCUUGGAAAGGCUCUCACUCUGCUCACAGUGGCUCUCGCGGCCUGUCCGUGGCCAUGGCCAUUUGCGCCAUUUGCUGGGCCAUUUGGCAAGCUCCAGUCGCCGGAGAAAAAGAGUCCCGCGGGCAUGGCAUGGCUACUGGGACCGAUACCUGUCUGAGGUUGCUGGGAAUCGGGGCGUGA